Colletotrichum tamarilloi is the source of this 210-nucleotide messenger RNA. RefSeq lists its product as uncharacterized. Bases 1 to 210 code for a protein of 69 amino acids. The transcript has a single exon. NCBI's taxonomy places the organism in Eukaryota, Fungi, Ascomycota, Sordariomycetes, Glomerellales, Glomerellaceae. The record is from RefSeq and is a predicted model, not a curated record.
AUGCUCCCUUGUGUAUCUGUAUCCGUAGCCUGCAAGACCCUUGUCCAUCCGAGCGCUGCUCCCGAGUCCAGCUCGACACCAGCUCGACCAGGUUCUCUGCCGUUCAGCUUCCCACAUCCCUUUUCUCGCCCGUUGAGCGUUUUAUGUUAUUUGCAGAAAGAAAGAAAAAGCCAAAAACCCACCAACGCAGCACGCACGACACACCGCUGA